AGCACAGCAGCAGCGGCACCGCGGUCGUCGUCGUCUUCUUCUCCACCCCACCCCCAACCCCACCCCCACCCCACGCCUUCGCUUUACUUCCCCGACUCCCCUUUCUCCUCCUCCUCUUCUGCUGUUGCUGCUGCGGCUGCUGCGCCCGGUGGAGUGGAGGAUCAGGCCGGCGGGAGUGAGGGAGGGAGAUUGGGUUUCUUGAGAUGUUGAUGGUAUCAACAUACUGAACAUGUCUGUGAUAAGGACGGCAGAAUCAACUCCCUGUUAAGUAUCAUUCCACAAGAUUUCACCAGUAUGUCAGCUAGGGCUUCAAACCAUGCAUAUAUAUGUUCUGAUGAUUCUCAAAUGCCAUACUAUAAUAACUCAGUGUCUUCAGGGGAAAAUGGUAGGUUCUAUGUAACACAAAAUCAUCAGGAUGUUCACUAUGCUUCUUCUGAUGAUGGAUCACAGAGGAUUGGCUCAAGCCCUCAGACAUUUGAACCACAGUACUGCACACUUGAAUCAUCCUCAGCAAAUGGUGCCCAUCCUGCCCAUAGCUCUGCAUCUUCUCACAGCAUCUCUCCUAUAAGCGGGAGCCCCCUGUCUCAUCAUGAUAGCCACUCAGACCACACAUACAGUUCACCCCCAAGUGCCUCCUGUCUCACAGAGAUUACAGAUCUCCAGAUUAAAUUGAAGGAGCUGGAGAAUGCAAUUCUUGGGCCUGAGUUAGACAUAGCUUAUGACAGCCCCGAGAGCUCUUUGCAACCAAACACAAUGGCAACACCAGAAAACUGGAGACAGCUUCUGGGAAUUAAUACAGGAGAUUUGAAGCAAGUAAUCAUUGCAUGCGGUAAGGCUGUUGCCGAGAAUGAUGCCAGGCUAACAGAACUACUGAUAUCUGAGUUAGGUCAGAUGGUGUCUGUCUCUGGUGAUCCAUUGCAAAGACUAGGGGCUUAUAUGUUGGAAGGGCUUGUUGCCAGACUUUCUUCCUCUGGUAGUAUGCUAUAUAAAUCCUUGAAGUGUAAAGAGCCCACAAGCUCUGAGCUCAUGUCAUACAUGCAUCUUCUUUACGAGAUAUGCCCAUUCUACAAAUUUGGUUACAUGUCAGCUAAUGGUGCCAUCGCUGAAGCUAUUAAGGGAGAGAACUUUGUUCACAUAAUUGAUUUCCAAAUUGCACAGGGGAGCCAAUGGAUCACGUUAAUCCAGGCCCUUGCAGCAAGACCUGGGGGACCACCAUAUCUACGAAUCACUGGUAUAGAUGAUUCAAAUUCUGCUUAUGCCCGAGGUGGUGGACUGGAUAUAGUUGGUAUGAGAUUGUAUAAAGUUGCUCAAUCAUGUGGUCUGCCCUUUGAGUUCAGUGCUGUUCCAGCUGCUAGCCAUGAGGUUCAUCUCGAGCAUAUUGAUAUAAGGGUCGGUGAAGUCAUUGUUGUAAAUUUUGCGUAUCAGCUGCAUCAUACUCCAGAUGAAAGUGUAAGCACGGAAAAUCAUCGGGAUAGGAUUAUAAGAAUGAUCAAGAGCCUCUCCCCUAGGGUGGUGACUCUUGUUGAGCAGGAGUUAAAUACAAACACACGGCCGUUCUUUCCAAGAUACUUAGAGACCCUUGACUACUACACGGCCAUGUUCGAGUCCAUAGAUGUUGCUCUACCAAGGGAUGAUAAGAGGCGGAUGAACGCAGAGCAACAGUGUGUUGCAAGGGACAUUGUCAAUUUAAUCGCGUGCGAGGGUGCUGAGAGGGUAGAGAGGCAUGAGAUGUUUGGAAAAUGGAAGGCAAGAUUUACAAUGGCAGGGUUUCGGCCAUACCCGCUGAGCUCAGUGGUGAACAAUACCAUCAAAACACUGCUGCACACUUACAAUAGCUUCUACAGGCUUGAGGAGCGAGAUGGUGUCCUUUACCUUGGGUGGAAAAAUAGGGUAUUGGUUGUGUCUUCUGCAUGGUGUUGACAUGUCUUUGAAAGAAGCUCAGAUCACUUUGCAGGUAUAUGUACCAUCGCGUCUCUAUCUCCAGCUAGCAGAUGUAACGCAUGCUUGGGUUUGCAGCGGUGUAGAAUGAUGCAAAAUAUAACCUUUGAUAUCUAGUCCUCAACUCGAUCUCCUCGUGCUCCCCAUCCAUCUAAUUCAAUGAGAUACUUGCCAUAAGCUGGUGCGACGUUGUAGCAUAGAAGUUGUAACCGUGUUCUAUCCAUGCUGAAUGUUGGUAGGAAUCUGGUAUAUUAAUCUUGCUCUUAGGUUUGACAUGGUGUAAUGUAAAGUUAUCAAGCUAGACAGGCCCAAGAGCUGGCUGCUAGUUCUCUCUCUGUUGUGUACCCUGUGUUGUUACUUGUAAAUUUCGGUGAUGCUAUUAUCUGUAUUUUGUUACCCUGUGUUGUAUCAUGCAGUUAGAACAGAUAUCCCUCCUUAUAAGAUCUCAUUUAGUUUGCGAAAACUUUUUUUUUAUGUCAUGUUAGAU
Molecule: messenger RNA, 2425 nt
Organism: Oryza brachyantha (malo sina)
Lineage: Eukaryota; Viridiplantae; Streptophyta; Magnoliopsida; Poales; Poaceae
Product: scarecrow-like protein 21
Exons: 3
Coding region: 295-1920 (541 amino acids)
Biological process (GO): regulation of DNA-templated transcription
Cellular component (GO): nucleus
Molecular function (GO): sequence-specific DNA binding; DNA-binding transcription factor activity
Source: RefSeq, a predicted model, not a curated record